AUGAAAAGUGACAAAAAAGAAGAUAGAACAAACAAGAUGAUAAAAUCCAUUUUGUUUUGUCUGCAGCUAACACAAUAUGUUACAGCGAAUAAGGAGAAAAACUUUGUGCGUGGUCCUAACCAUCUAAAAUCAGCUUGGCCACAAGACGAGAUCGUUUUUGGUUUAAACCUGCCAUGGGUGUUCGGUGAAGAGAAAAUUGGCAAGAUCGGAAAAAGUGGCUUUAAUUACCCUCAAUAUUUUGCAUCAGCAGCUGAUGUAGCCGUUGAAGAUAUAAACAACAAUAGGCGGUUGCUACCCAAAAACAAAUUGAAAUAUCUUUGGAGGGAAAGAAUUACGGAUACUCAAUGUGAUGAAAUGCAGGCUAUCAGAGGACAAAUUGAACAAAUCAGGAUGGGGGUACAUGCUUUUAUUGGUUUUGUGUGUAAUUUUGAAUCGGUGACAAAGAAUGCUGCUGCAAUCAACCUCCCGAUGAUAUCAAUGGAUUACAAUGCUAUGACAAAGGAAGAGUCGGCAACACUUGCAACCGUCUCGCCAUUGGGCACAGGCGUGGUCUCGAUGAUAAUAUCGCUGUUACGAAAGUUUCAUUGGAAAAAAAUCGCAGUGGUUUAUGAAGAAAAUAAAAUAUGGGAACCAGUUUAUAAGACUUUAAAAAGACAAAUUUCUGAUUCUGAUGAAUUUAAAAUCACACUAAAAACUAAGUAUGACAUUCGGGACACAUACAGAUAUAAAGACGAGAAUCUUGAUCACAUCUUUAUGCCAUUUCUAAAAGAACUUCCGUCAAAGGCAAGAGUUGUACUGUUGCUGUGCGAGAAAGGUUACCUUCGCCAGUUUAUGCUUCACGUUGCAAAACAAGGAUUGGACAACGGAGAUUACGUCUAUAUUGCGAUUCAUCCGUUCGUGUCGAGUCCUUCGCUUCUAAGAAAUGUAAAGAUAUCCAAACUUGUUUGGUCCCUUCCAUGGAGAGGAACAUCACAAAAUGGUGGACCAUCUGAAAAGUUGUUGUUAGCUCAGGCGUACCAAUCUCUUUUCGUGAUCCAACCGCAGAUUCAUUGGUUGACGAAAGAACAAGAAAAGAAAUACAACAGAUUUAAACAACAAGUGAAAGAUAGAAUGUCAAAACCACCAUUUCAAAAUAACCUCUAUUUGGGGCUCAGCAAAAGAGUAAAACCACCAGUGCAAGCGGAGAGAUUAUACAAUGCAAUAAUGAUGUACGCACUUGCUAUGAACAAAACAAUAGAAAAUUAUGACAGCAUUACAAAUGGAACUGCAAUCAUUGAAAAUAUGAAAGGGAUGAAAUUUACAGGUAUCGAUGGAUCUCCACUUUUUGUUAAUCCGGAUGGAGAGCUCCAACCACCUUAUAAUGUACUGCAGUUCCAGUUCAAAAAGAAGAGUAUGAAAAAUCUUGCCGAAAAGAAAAAUAUCAACAAUUUCUCUUUUUCACCAACGCCAAUUUAUAAGAUGACACCCAUUUGUCAUGGAGUUUCUUGCUCAAGUGUAACAUACAAGAUGGAAAGUAUCAAGGGCGCUCGUGAAAGAUGGCAGUUAGGAUCCUUACCACUCGAUACACCUAAAUGUGGAUUUUUUAAUAAAAAAUGCUAGGAUAUGUAGACAUGUUUGACCUUCUUUCGACACUCGCACACAAGGUUAAAACUGCAGACGCAAAAUCGUCUUGAGCCCCACUGCAAUAAAAGAUUACAGCAGCUAUCAUACUGAUUGCCUGUAUUUUCGUUAUAUUCGGUAUACAUUCUUCUAAAACGUCAACGUUGAUCCCAGGGCUUGCAGCGUCUUUUGAUAUGAGACGCUGUUUAAAGAUAAAAAAAUGAGAUAAGCCCUAGGGGACGUGAUUAAAAUAUUGAAAUCAUGAAACCAACGCCAAUGUCCACCAAUUUAACACAAGAAAAUCAAAAUUAUUACAUCCUCUUCUCUGAGACUUUUCGUUGUCUGAGAUUGUCGGAAAGAGAAAAAAGACCCUGGUGACGAGGUUCAGGAAACCUUGAAGUUUCGAUUUCUAUUAUUAUUUGAUUUUAUUCGUUAUUAUCAUAUGUUUGGAUAUUUUCUAGAAUUUUGAUUAGCUAAUCUACACGAAAUAUAUGCUAUAUUUUCAAUUUCUA
Hydractinia symbiolongicarpus is the source of this 2111-nucleotide messenger RNA. Its product is annotated as receptor-type guanylate cyclase gcy-22-like. Gene Ontology annotation, molecular function: peptide hormone binding; signaling receptor activity. NCBI's taxonomy places the organism in Eukaryota, Metazoa, Cnidaria, Hydrozoa, Anthoathecata, Hydractiniidae. Bases 1 to 1599 code for a protein of 532 amino acids. The record is from RefSeq and is a predicted model, not a curated record. The transcript has 7 exons.